Molecule: messenger RNA, 558 nt
Organism: Brenthis ino (lesser marbled fritillary)
Lineage: Eukaryota; Metazoa; Arthropoda; Insecta; Lepidoptera; Nymphalidae
Source: the annotation of a GenBank genome assembly
AUGCGUAAGCGGAGACGUCUGUCCCGUCUACUCGAUAAACUUGCUGUGCAAAUAAGUAACAAUAAUCACUAUCCGCUACCUCAUUGGCUAAUGCUCGACACUCCCUGUUACGAACCGAAGGCGCCUGAAGACGUACCUCUCGAUCUUUCUCUCAAAUCUGAGGCAUCGAAAUCUUCUAAUGAAACGUCCGGAUAUAUGUGUGACACUUGCGGCCAGACGUUUGCCGUACACGACCGUCUUGCCAAACAUGUUGCUUCUCGGCACAGAGACAAGGCUCCUGAAGCUGCUCGAGCCUACGAGUGCGAAAUAUGUCGCCGUAGAUUUGCCCGUUCCGACAUGUUAACCCGACACGCACGUCUUCAUAGCGGCGUAAAACCCUACUCGUGCUCUGCAUGCGGACAAGUGUUUUCGCGCUCAGACCAUCUGGCUACUCAUCAACGAACUCACACGGGUGAGAAGCCCUACCGUUGUCCAGCUUGCCCAUACGCUGCAUGUCGUCGUGACAUGAUUACCCGACAUAUGAGGACACAUUCACGUAAACCACAGCCAACAGAAAUU